ACGAGAAAACGUCAGGAGCCGCUGUCAGAAUAAAUUAUUACAUUUUGUCAACAGACUUUCUGGAAGUUUCAAGAUGCCUGGAGGAAGAUUCUCGUCAGCAAUGUCGUCUGGGCCAGCGGUGGCUCUUACGAAAUCCAUCUUAACAAUAUUCAACUUCAUAUUCUGGAUCUCUGGGAUAGCCAUCCUGGCAGUGGGGAUCUGGGCGAAGGUCCAGCUCUAUAUCUACAUGGAGCUGUCCACCGUCUACUACAAAGAGGCCCCUUACAUUCUCAUUGGAGUUGGGGCUGUUAUCGUGCUUGUUGGCUCUUUUGGAUGCUGCUGCACAUUUAAAGGCAAUGCCUGUCUCCUCUACAUGUACUCUGUCUUCCUCGUCCUGGUGUUCAUUGUUGAACUCAGCACCGGAGCAGCUGGCUUUAUAUACAAGAAAAAGUUGAGCAGUGGUUUCGAGGAUGGGUUGGCCAUUGCAUUGAACCACUAUGACUCGGAUAAAGGCAAAACAGAGGCACUGGAUGGCCUGCAACACAAUCUGCACUGCUGUGGCCGACACAAGUACCAGGACUGGUUUACAACACCAUGGGAGGAGAAACAGAAGAAAGUGAAUGUCACAAACAUCGUGCCGAAAUCCUGUUGCCGCGGCAAACAGGCUGAAUGCAAGAACACCAACCUCCCUGGCAACGCAACCACUAAUUCAACCCUGGAUAUCUACACUGAGGGUUGUUACACGAAGGUGACCAGCUUCAUGGAGAAGAACAUGGCUUUGAUCGGAGGUGUGGCCCUCGGCAUCUCCUUCUUCCAGCUUUUCGGCGCCCUGCUGGCCUGCUGUCUCGCAAAGAACAUCAACAAAGCCAAGUAUGAGCAGGUGCAGUAAUGGGGAACACAACUCUGUAACCGAUCUGCCAAGGGAGACAAUCUCUGCAUAAUAUCAAAGGGAGGCAAUGUGCAAAGAAAAUAACUACUGCAAGUUUUGGAUAAGUGUUUUGCUUUAAAUAGUUCAUAUUGUUGUUGCUUUGGUCAUUGUUAUUAAGUUUGAAUGAUAAAUGUGCAUCAAACUGUGAAAAACAUUUUUAUAUUGAAAUGAUAACAAUAAUUUCUUAGAACUAAAAGUAAGAAAAUUUAUUCUUCACAUUCCUUUUUAUGUUCAAAAGAUUACUUGUGCACCUGUUUACCAAAGUCUAUGAAGAUCAGUUAAAACUUCCUUUUUAUGUUUGAGAGAUUUCUUGAGAACCUGUUUACCAAAGUCUAUGAAGAUCAGUUAAAACUUCCUUUUUAUGUUUGAGAGAUUUCUUGAGAACCUGUUUACCAAAGUCUAUGAAGAUCAGUUAAAACUUCCUUUUUAUGUUUGAGAGAUUUCUUGAGAACCUGUUUACCAAAGUCUAUGAAGAUCAGUUAAAACUUUUUCUUCAUAUAAGAAACAUUUAUAUUUACAAACUGUGUUAUUGUCCUGCUCAGAUUAUUCUUAUUAUAAAUGUUCUUCCUAUACAUUGUUACUGCAUACAUUUCUCAUGUAUUUUAUUAUAUUUACUAGCAUGGUGAUCUGAACUUGUAGUUAUAUGGUGGAAAGAUAUAUUUAAUAUUUAUCCAGUAGUGUUUUUUGCACAGUAUUAAUCAUUCAUUACUGAUUUGUUAUUUUCUUUCUAGUCUUUUAUUCACACAGCAUCUGUUUCCACCUUCUGCUGUUGGUGUAAUUAUGUUGUCCAUAGAAAGGUGAAUAAUUCAUAUAGAUUUACACUAUUUCAUUCAUAUACAUGUCUCAUAUGUAGGUAUGUCCAUGCCAACUUCAUUCUAGGUUUAGCAUCCAAUUUCGAAACUUAUCUACAGUUUAGCAGAAAAAUACCACAAAGUGUCAUGUAACAAAUCUUAUUUUCUGUACAAGAACAUAAAAUGCCUAUGAUAGCUGAUUUCACACAUAAAAAAAUAAAGAAAGCUUUAUAUACAUUGACAAGUCCAGACAUCCAUAACAAUGAUCUUAUCGCUGUAUAUGAUAUAUUUCUUGACUAAAAAACAUUCCGUAUUAAAUAUUAAACACUAUGGAAUCAUAUUUAUUCACAUACCCAGUAAUUUAGAUUUUGGUAGAGGUUGUGAACGCUGCAAACUUCACCAACCUAUGAUGCUCAACUUAGAAUUAACCUGGCAUGGCUUAACCUGAAGAUACUUGAUGUAUGUUGUAUAUGUUCAUUUAUUGUAUAUUGAUGAGUGUAAACUCAUGAGUAAUGCUACUCUUCAAAGUCACUCCAACUGUAUGAUUAUACCAUAUUUGUGCUAAUAGACGCCCUCAUGGGAAUUUCAGUUUUCAGACUCUAGCACUUUAAGUAUAAACCAAAUUGGGGAGCUAAGAUUUGUACACUAGGGUGAAGGUUUAUAGAAAUAGAGUCAGCAGGUGCCAUGUCACAAAAUGGUACCUGAAAGAUCAUUGUACAGUUCCAAAUAGAUCCUUUUACAGUUCCCAAUAGAUCUUUGUGCAGUGCCCAAAAUAUCCUUGUACAGUUCUUGAAAGAUCCUUGUACAGUGCCCGAAAGAUACUUGUACAGUGCCCGAUAUCUCCUUGUACAGUGCCAAAUAGAUCCUUGUACAUUGCUUGAAAGAUCCUUAUACAGUGUCCAUAAGAUCCUUGUACAGUACCCAAAAGAUCCUUGUACAGUACCCAAAAGAUUCUUGUACAGUACCCAAAAGAUUCUUGUACAGUUCUUGAAAGAUCCUUAUACAGUGUCCAUAAGAUCCUUGUACAGUACCCAAAAGAUCCUUGUACAGUUCCUGAUAGAUCCUUAUACAGUGCCCAAAAGAUCCUUGUACAGUUCUUGGAAGAUCCUUAUACAGUGCCCAAAAGAUCCUUGUACAGUUCUUGGAAGAUCCUUGUACAGUUCUUGGAAGAUCCUUGUACAGUGCCCAAAAGAUCCUUGUACAGUGCCCAAAAGAUCCUUGUACACUUCUUGGAAGAUCCUUGUACAGUUCUUGAAAGAUCCUUGUACAGUGCCCAAUAGAUCCUUGUACAGUGCCCGUAAGAUCCUUGUACAGUUCCAAAAAGAUCCUUGUACAGUUCCCGAUAGAUCCGUAUACAGUUCUUCGUAAGAUCCUUCAGUUCCCAAUAGAUCCUUGUACAGUGAAAUUAAGUCGUUUGAAAUAACUUUUUUUUAUUUAAUGUAAAGCUAAUUGCUGGCAAAGGUCCUCUGUUCAUGGAUUAGGGCAUGUCACAUGAUGCGUGUCUGUUAGAACAAAUAAGGUAUUUUGUAGUGAUGUUCCGAUGAUCGAUUAUAAUCGAAAAUCGAUUGGUUGGGCCUGAAAUCGGCGACAAUCGAUAGUAUUUAGUUAUAAUCGAUUAUCGAAAAGAAAAAAAAAUAUAUAUAUUAGUAAGUGUUCAGAUGUUAUCUUUAACAAAAUGGCUGAUGAAAGCCACAAUGAGCAAGAAAAUGAACUAUUUUUAUACAACAACCCUUAAUAACUUCAGUCAUAGACAUAAGGUAUGUGCAUAUAAUGAUUAAGAGUUUAAUACUGUACAUGAAUAAAACUACAACUCGGGUACUAUCUAGUAUUUUAAAAACCGAUUGUACUAUCGAUAAUCGGUUACUUGAAUGGAACCGAUUAUCGAUAGUAAAAUUGCAACCGAUUCCCAACACUAGUAUUUUGUAACAUUCUGUUGUGAUGAUUUGGUCUGAACUUUUUCACAAUGAAACCUAAAUCAGAAAAAAAACAUUAUGUUACAUGUAGAACAAUAUAGUUCAAUUUUAAAAACCUUAUACAAAAGAUUGAAAUUCAUUUGAUUUCAUACAGGCAAUGGCUUAACUUGAGCAGAGUAUACAUCACCAUUGUUUAGUGAUUCAAAACCUAGAAACGAUAUGUUCAUUUCCAAACAGUAGUAUUAUAACUUGUUUAUCAGUAUGCGUUUCUCUAAAUUAAGCAUAAUAAUUUUUGAGAUCUGAUUAUUUGUUUAUGUUUUACAUUUCUUUUUGUGUAUUUAUGAAACAUUGUGUAUUUGAUGUUUGAAUAUAACCAGAUUUUGUGUGCAGAAAGUGAUCUGUUGGAUAAAUUCCAUUGUGUUAUUUUGAAUCUCAUGAUUCCAAUAUAUUUUAUACUUAUUGGUAGACAAGUAUAUUUUUUCUUCCCAAAAAUGAAUAUUACAUGUACUAAUUGUAUCCAAAACUGCUAAAUCCUUGAAAUGGGAAACCAUAUUGAAUUAAAUAAAAAUAUUAUUGUUAUUAUUUCUUAUACAUGUACGAGUAUGUUUGUUGUCUGUGAUAUUUAACACAAUUAUAUAUUUUUUUCCUCUCUUUUAUGUCAAAUAUUCUGCUAAUCUGUUAACUAUUCUCGUUUGCAAUACAAUUUAUUUCUACAAUGAUUUACUAUAAUACUGUUACUGAUGCUAGAAGUGUGAUUGUUUUAUGAAAUAAUGUGUUACAGUUUUCCAAAUCUACAAGUCUGAUAUAUAUUUGUUCAUCUCAUAGAAACGUUAACUCACUUUCUUUCAUGUUAGAGAGGAUAGGGUGUGCUUCUUAUAUGUGUAUUUGUAAACUAGAUUUUGAGUGUUGUACAUUAGUUUAAAGAGACACUCUUUCUCUGAAAUAAGAAUUACCGCAAUUAAUGCAAUUGUUUUAAUUUACCAAAAAGGAUGAAUAAAUGUUGAAAACAAUGGUUCUUAUGGACUUUAAUUUGAAAGAAAGAUGCAGAAAACAUGGCAUUUUUACCUUAUGAGACGAUAGAAGAUCACAGUAUAUCUUUUAGCACUAGCCAAUCAUUUAAUAUUUUAGCAUUUUCAGCUAUUAAAACGUGGUUACAAAUUGUUAGUAGAAAUUCUUUUUUCCAUAAAUGCAUAAUUAGCAAGUAGUUAAAGGUUAAUAACUAAAAAUUUAUGUUUAUUAUACAUGUGUAUUUAUUGGUUUUGAAUAAGAGUGUCUCUUAAAAGCUGGUAAUUGCUCUCUAGGACAAUUUGUGAACUAUAUCGUACCAGUUUGAGUGUGCACCAGCAAAAUGAAUGAUAAUGAAAACUUUUAAAAUAAUCACUAGGGAAGCACUUUUUAUGCAAUUUCCGUGAACUAUUUAUUUGGCUAGAGCUCAUUAACCCUUUACUUCAUAGAUACGCAAUUUUACUUAUCUAUCCAUAGCUUCAUAGAUACGGAUCUUAACGUUUUAUCCAUAGCUUCAUAGAUACGUAAUCCUACGUAUUCGUAAUGUAGGGGCAUUUAUUUUCAUACCUGAUGCUUGUUUAUGCGCUAUAAAUUCAUAUUCAUGAAGUAUAAACAUCGAUAAAUACAAUGCACUAAAAAAAACACUAUGUUACUAUUUAAAGAAUUUCGGAAAAUCGCGAAAUAAGGUCACUGGUAUCAAAGAUGCGUAAAACGUUGACUGCGCAGGUUUGUGGGCAUUUCUGUCUCGUUUUCCUCGUGGAAAUUUACACAAUACUGCAAGUUAUAAUUAACUACCAAUAAUACAACUAUAUUUUAUUGAUCACGCGCCUGACGUCACAGGUCAUGGUUCGAAAACGUGUCAAAAUGUCGGCCAUGUUGGAUAAACAAAAAAUCAUCUGGCUUGUAUAAACAAAGGCCAUAAAUCAUUAUAUGGGACAUAUGUGUCACUUCUGUUUCGCUAAUCCGGUCAUAAAAAUGCGCAUCUGCUUCUACAAAUUGAAAGUAAGUACAAAUGUGUUAUAAAAUAAUGACUAUCCCUAUUGUUAAACUUUGACAUGACCCAAUUUAACAUCGAUCAGCUGUUGAAACACGUGUUUUCGAAUACACAAGAAUGCAAUGUAGAGCUAAUUUCUGCCCUUGUUAACUUCAGUUUUAAACAACAUUCCUGAAUAAUGUCAUUUAUAUUUCAGUGUUUGUCUGACGAAUCGGAACAGUCUGGCUUCAAUUAAAAUGAGUUUGAGACAUUGAGUACGACGUCGAGAAUUCAGACCUCGGCGUCACGCACACAAGGAUACGAGAAAUGAGGAUUUUUAAAAUCAAACCCAAAUGACAAUACAUGGACAUGCAAUAAACGAUAUAAAUUUAGUAAACAAUAACAUGCAGGCCUCAUUUAGUAGUUGAAUAAUAACUUUAUUUGUUCAUUGUAGUGUUAAAUAACCGAAAGUUAUACGUACUGUGACUGUUGAUCAACUUUUUUUUUCUUCUGUAUCAUAUAUAUAAAUAUACCGUGCUUCUUUGUUGUGAACUAUUUUUUAAUUCUGUCCAUCUUUGUUUCAAUUCAGGUUGCAUUAAAUGAAUUAUAAAAAUAUGUUGUUUAUAUAAUAUUUCGUGUUGUGUUUGAUAAAUAAAAGUGUAAUAAAAAUUAAUUUUCAUCAAAUUUGACAUAUUUUUCUGUUUGUUUAUGAAUAUCAUGCGGAAAUAAUUUAGAUAACAAAAUAAAAUUUAUAUGACUGGAUUGGAAAUUUAAUUCUCUAUAAACUUUACAUUGAUGACUUAUUGAUUAAACCAAAAGAAAUACUAAGAAAAUAGGUUUGUAAUACAUUAGGGUUAAAAUUCCAAUAAUAUCAAUAAUCUCCUAUGAAGUAGGGGUACUGAUAUGAACUGAUAAGCCAUGAACUGGCAGCCUGAAAUGGCUUAGGUUUACAUGAAGUAAAGGGUUAAACAAGUUUCUUUAAAUUCAAUAAUAGACUGACUUAUUGGCAAACCUCUCUCUACAUGUUAGCUGCACUCAAUAUUGUAUUUCUCCAAUUCCUUCACUAUUUUAUUCCUAUUUAUUAUAUAUGAAGGACUCAAGAUGAGGUUUAUUAGGUGGUUUUAUAAGGCAGUGCAAUAGAAGAUUGAAACUUACCCAGAUAGCUUGGAAAUUGUAAUGAUUGUGCUUGUUUGCUCAAGUGCACAGCGAAAUGGAAAAACGAUGAAAAUGUUUUGACAACAGUAAUUCAGAAUGGAAGAGUUCUUCUCUAAGUCUUUAUUGCUUAUAGUGUUUCAUUCACACAAUGGGCAUCUGGCCCCACUUCAUUGAACAAUUCUAAUAUUUUCCUUUUAACAGGAUCAAGCUUAGCACAGUAUUUUUAUAACAUUACAAAUUGUGUUAAAUACCCAUUUUUUAGACAAUUGUCUUAAUGAUUUAAAAUAAUAAACUAGUAAGUAAUUUGGCUAAUUAAAAUAUUAUACUUAAUCAUGUAAUAAUAAAAAAAAGUAGAAAUUUGUAAGUAGAAAUUAAAGUUAAUAAGUAGUAUUUACUGUAGAACUGUGCUCAUUUGAAUUCAACUAUUUUGAUUAACAAGUGCAAUUGUGCUAGAAAAUAACCUUACUCAUUAGUAUUGUUAUAGGCUUUUCUUUUCUGUUCUUCAAAUAAAAUGUUAUUCUCUG
Molecule: messenger RNA, 7268 nt
Organism: Mya arenaria
Lineage: Eukaryota; Metazoa; Mollusca; Bivalvia; Myida; Myidae
Product: tetraspanin-7-like
Exons: 7
Coding region: 74-868 (264 amino acids)
Cellular component (GO): membrane
Source: RefSeq, a predicted model, not a curated record